Messenger RNA from Paramecium octaurelia, 1319 nucleotides. The record is from the annotation of a GenBank genome assembly. NCBI's taxonomy places the organism in Eukaryota, Ciliophora, Oligohymenophorea, Peniculida, Parameciidae.
AUGGAUGAUAAUAAUAAACUCGAAAGUCUUAGAACAGCAAUAAUUAGGGGGAUGAUAGCUUUUAUUAACAGCCAAUAAUAAGAAGAUGAAGAAAAGUGUAAUAUUUAAGACACUUAACAAAAUUUAUAAAUAAUACAUGCUUAAGUUUAAUUAUAAUAAUAAAUUAAUUCUUCAUCACCCUAAACAGGAUCGUAAUAUUAAAUACAGAAUUAAACAAGCUUAAAGAUAAUUAAGCUUUGACGAAACAUUAAAAAGAAUUCUAUAAAGCAAAAUAUUCUUAAUAAUUAUUAGAAAAUCUAUCAUAAACAGGAAAAGCCAAACCUAUUUCUAUACCCCAUGUUAAUCAGAUUAUCAAUGAAGAAAAUGUUGAUGUUUUAUUUUACACAUUGAAAGAAUCUUUGUUAAGGGAUUAAAACCUAGAAUUACUUAAAACAGAUAGUUCAGUUUAUGCUGGAUUAUAAUCUCUUAUAGGAGCAUUAGGAUAAGAUUAAGGUUGCUUAAAAUUUCGAACUACUUAAAUUGAUUAUAAUCAACUAACAACUGAUGACUAGUUUAGAAACUAAUAUCUAUCUGAAUUAAAACAAAAAAUAGCACAAAAUUACAAUAUUAAGACUGAUCAAGUUUAGGUCGUAGCAAUCAAUAAAGGGAGCACUGAGAUUUUGCUAAAAAUUAUAUCAAGUAGAGUAGAUAUUGAAAAUUUAAAAGAAGAUGAUAUUAAAUUUUUUAAAAACGUAUGUGGAGGUUCUAUCGAUUAUUAUAACUACUUUGUUUAAGCAGUAGAGAAGGUGAAAGUGGGGCUUUCAUAUUCAGAUUUUAAUCCUCAUCACAACAUGAGAUGGGAUAAUUUUCCAAAAAAAGAAGAAAGAGGACCCCCAGGUUACCGCUAUCAUUAUUAUUUUCCAAAAGGAUGCCAAGGUUUUGGAUUAAAGCUUGAUGAAAAUGAGUAUAAAAAUAUGAAUUGGAUUAAAAUGGAUGGUAAUGAGGAAGAAUGGAGAAUUUUAUUUCAUGGAACAAAAUAACAUUGCGUGGCUGGUAUCACAAAAGAUAAAUUAAAAGGAGGGUAGAAUCAAGUCUACGAGAAUGAUAUUUGUGAAGAUAGAGGAAGAGGGAUAUAUUUCUCCGAUAAAAUUAAAGUAUGUCUUCAUCCUUAUUAUGCUUCGCCUGUCUAAGUAGGUUAAAAGUAAUUUUCAGUAAUUUUCAUGUCUAGGGCAAACCCAACAAAAAUUAGAUAAAGCCCAGAAAUGAAAAAAGAGAGGUACUUUGUUGUCAAUUAUUCUGCUGAUGUUAGACCAUAUAGAAUUUUAUUAAAAGAAGUUUGA